UCCGUCUUUAGCAUUCUAAGAAGUCCAAACAGUCCAUUACAAACCCCAUGACCAUUUGGCAACCAGUCCGUGGUUAACAGUAGCAUUUAUUUUAGCCACUCGCUCGUCCUUUCCAUUGGCCGGCUACCGUCCCCUUUUUGUCUUCAGUUCAAAGCCCUUAUCAUCAGACGAUGCUUCCAAAUUCUUCUCUCCUAGACUUCAACCAUUCAAUGCCAAGAACACAAAGAUUGAAACCCAAGACAAAUAAAGGAAGGCAUGCGAAGAUAUAAAAGAUAUGCUCAAUGCUCAUGCCCCCUUUUGAGGUGUAUAUCUUAACCUCUUUCAACUCCUUUUGUCUUCCCCUUUUCGUCAAUAUUUUGCAUCCUUCGGUUAACUAGAUCCUGUUAUCAUGCAUGUAUCGAGAUAAAAGUGAUGGUUGAAGCUGCACUAUGGUUUUAAAAGCCGUAUGGGUGCUGAUUGGGACCGUUGGUGUGGUUUUGAUUCUGAUAUUUAUCACAAUAUGGCACUUGUUCAAAAGAAAGUCGAUACCAAAUGAGCUACGGAUUGAUGAUGCUUCCGAAGAUUUUGUACUCGAGGAGCCUGAUUGCAAGGAAAUCCCGCUGAAGGAGAUCUAUGCUGCUACAAACAGUUUUAAUUCUUCAAAUUAUAUUGGUCAGGGCAUUGCUGGGAAGGUGUACAAAGGUGUGCUUUCAAAUGGUUGGCAUGUUGCGAUUAAGCACAUACUUAAGGAUGGACAUGCAGAGACAUUUGUCAGAGAAAUUACGAGCCUGUCUCAUGUUAGACACCCAAACCUUGUGACUUUACGAGGUUAUUGUGAAGAAGAAGAUGAUUGUUUUCUUGUUUAUGAGCUAUGCCCCAAUGGCAGUUUAUCAGAGUGGAUAUUUGUAGGAAAGGAAAAAUGCCUCUCAUGGGUUCAGAGACUUGAGAUUUCCAUUGGUAGUGCUCGCGGGCUUUGGUUUCUUCACGCAUAUACUGGCGGAUGCAUAGUCCACAGAGAUAUCAAGCCAACCAAUAUUCUUCUAGGGGAUGAUUUUGAAGCAAAACUAUCAGAUUUUGGCUUAUCUAAAGUAAUGGAGCUUGGUGUUUCAAAUGUCAGCUCUGAAGUGAGAGGGACAUUAGGAUAUGUUGAUCCUGACUACCGUCAAAAUCACCGUGUGAAUGCAGCUGGUGAUGUAUACAGCUUCGGGAUUGUACUUUUACAAAUUAUUUCAGGGAAGCGAGUCAUCAAUAUGAACGUCACAAAGCCUAUGCUGCUGAGUAAAAUGGCCAAACUCCUUAUAAAAGGCGGUAACAUUUCAGACUUUGCUGAUCCCAGACUGAAUGGGGAAUUCUCAGUAGAUGCUUUUGAGCUCGUGUUCAAGCUAGCUCUCUCGUGCACUGCUCAUAAACAGCAGCGCCCAUCAAUGGAGCAGGUCGUCAUUAGGUUAGAGAACGCACUUGAAAUCUCAGCAAGAGAAAACGGGGCAUAUCAUGUCACUAUUCCCUUAUCUGGAAAUGAUAUUUAGUUCUUCUAUUUCUAGUUUUGUUACUGAAACUGAACAGAAUGUGUAAGGAAUUCUUCCAUUAAUUAACAUAUAAACAACAACCUUUGCUGGUUUCAGUA
Asparagus officinalis (garden asparagus) is the source of this 1603-nucleotide messenger RNA. RefSeq names its product putative serine/threonine-protein kinase. The transcript is spliced from 8 exons. The coding region runs from base 429 to 1505 and encodes 358 amino acids. The record is from RefSeq and is a predicted model, not a curated record. Gene Ontology annotation, molecular function: ATP binding; protein kinase activity. Gene Ontology annotation, biological process: protein phosphorylation. Lineage: Eukaryota; Viridiplantae; Streptophyta; Magnoliopsida; Asparagales; Asparagaceae.